CCAUCUUAGAUCUCGGCCUUGCCAGGGCCCACCAGAGAAAACUAACGCUCUGGUCCUGUCAUACCUAUGGGGGACCAACCUUGUGCCUCCGGGAGAUCCACGCUCCCACCAGAAAAUACGCGGGAACCCAAGCCUCCAAAAAAGCGCUGUGUCCUGGCUCCGCGGUGGGAUUAUCCUGAAGGGACUCCCAGUGGAGGUAGAACCACUCUCCCCUCAGCGCCUCCUCCUGCGUCUGCUGGACUCAAGUCGCACCCUCCUCCUCCGGAGAAGUAGUGAAAUAGAUUUUUUUCCCAGCCGAAAUCAGUUUGUGAGGGAUUGCAGUAUGGCUCCAUUUCCUUGGUGCGUUUGUAAAAUAGUUCACCCACUGAAGACCAUGAAGAUUCUUUCCAAUGCUACCCUGCUUUUGCUGGUGUCCUGC
Messenger RNA from Mastomys coucha (southern multimammate mouse), 418 nucleotides. It is a transcript of the gene Nbdy, whose product is annotated as negative regulator of P-body association. NCBI's taxonomy places the organism in Eukaryota, Metazoa, Chordata, Mammalia, Rodentia, Muridae. The transcript has a single exon. The record is from RefSeq and is a predicted model, not a curated record. Bases 67 to 273 code for a protein of 68 amino acids.